Messenger RNA from Fusarium venenatum, 1662 nucleotides. Its product is annotated as BCS1 N terminal-domain-containing protein. The record is from RefSeq and is a predicted model, not a curated record. Gene Ontology annotation, biological process: mitochondrial respiratory chain complex III assembly; protein insertion into mitochondrial inner membrane from matrix. NCBI's taxonomy places the organism in Eukaryota, Fungi, Ascomycota, Sordariomycetes, Hypocreales, Nectriaceae. Gene Ontology annotation, molecular function: ATP binding; ATP hydrolysis activity. Gene Ontology annotation, cellular component: mitochondrial inner membrane.
AUGCCGUCCUCAUCCAGGAGGCAGAGUAGACAAUCGCAACCGCUUGCAGGAAGAGCCAUAAAUCACCUCUUGGAGGCCCUCUUGCCCGGUGGCGGCGGCAUUACCUGCGUUGAAUUCUUCGCCUACAUCGCACCCUACCUCAUUCAGAUGGCUGCAGAGACCUUCUACAAGCAGUGUGUAUCGACUAUCGAAAUUCAAGGAAAUGACGAGAUCUUUACCUAUCUUAUGAACUGGGUUGCUCAGAAUAAUAAGCUCUCCCGCCAUAAUCAUCGCCUUCUUGCAUCCAGCAGCACUAGCAACGAACUCUCUCGCGCCAUGCGCGGUCUUCCCAGAAGCAACGAAGAUAACGAAGAAGAAGAUUCAAGUGAUGAUAUCGACUCUUCGGCCAGUCCGGAUGUUCUCCGUUCCAAGAUCUCACUGUACAAUGCGCAACCUCUGCGCUGGACCCCGGCUAUCGGGACACACUGGUUCUGGUACGAGAACCGUCCCAUUUCAUUCAUGAGAACUUCUACCGGCGAUUCACCCAUGCCUUUUGGUAUAAGUUCUGGGACCAUCAUUCUCUCUUGCCUAGGUAGAAACCCCGACAUACUCAAGCGCAUCAUCUACAACGCCCACAUCGAGUACCUGGAGAAACAACGUGGCCGGACAAGCAUCUUCCGCCCUGUGAAGUCUCAUGGACAGCACUGCUGGGCCAAAUCUAUGUCCAAGCCCACCCGUCCUAUGUCGACCAUCGCCCUUGAGGAGCACAUCAAACAGGGUCUUGUUAAGGAUCUCGCUCGCUAUCUGAACCCGCGCACCAAGAAGUGGUAUGCUACGCGAGGCAUUCCUUAUCGACGUGGCUAUCUCUUUUCUGGCCCGCCCGGUACUGGUAAGACAAGCUUGGCGCUCGCAGCUGCUGGACUCAUGGGUCUCAACAUCUACAUGAUCAGUCUAUCGUCUCCCAAUCUAUCAGAGGACACUCUUGCAAGCUUGUUCCAGGCUCUGCCUCGGACCUGCCUUGUCCUCCUUGAGGAUAUCGAUGCAGCAGGUGUUGUAGCCAAGAGAGUAAAAGAGAAGAAGCCCAAGGCUGAAUCCACUGGAAAAUCAGGGCUUGGCUACCUUCCAACUUCGAGAGAACCAAUCACGCUAUCAAUCUUGCUAAAUGUUCUCGAUGGCGUGGCCGCGCAGGAGGGUCGCGUGCUGGUCAUGACAUCCAACCACACCGAUAACAUCGACCCUGCUCUUCUACGGCCCGGACGAGUCGACUAUACCAUCGAGUUUGGACUCGCAUCCUUCGAGACCAUUAAGCAGAUAUUCCAAUUGAUGUACGGGACACCAUACGCCGAAAGUGGCGUGGAACUCGUCUCCGAGAAGAUUGAUGCGCUUUCUAUUGAGUUUGCUCAGGUUAUCCCAGAGCACACAUUUACUCCCGCGGCACUUCAAGGUUAUCUUCUAACACACCAGGAUGGCCCUAUUAAAGCUUUAGCUGAUGCUGGGGCGUGGGUUGAAGAGCAGAAGCGUCUCAAGGAAAGGGCUGAGGAGAAUGAGAAGACAGAGGGCAUGGAUGAGUCCGAGACAGACGCCAAUGAGAAGGCAGACUAUAAGGAAAAGUCAGAAGCAAAAGUCAAGCUGAAUGGAGGCAAGCCUAACGGAGUGGCUACUGAUAUCGCGAAUGGUGUGUAA